CCAGCUCCUAGAGAGGAGGUUGCCUACGUGACCUGUACCUACAGGGAAACAGGCAUCGACGAACCUGACUUCCUGGCCACCAUCGAUCUCAACCCCAGAUCUCCAUGUUAUGGCCAGGUGAUCCACCGCCUGCCCAUGCCCAACCUCAAAGACGAGCUGCAUUCCGUGGGCUGGAGCGCUGGCUGCACCUGCUUUGACAAUGUCACAACGAGAAGGAACAAGCUGAUUCUUCCCUGUUUGAUUUCUUCCCGCAUUUACGUGGUGGAUGUGGGUUCACAGUGCCGCGCUCCCAAGAUCUGUAAGAUGAUUGAGCCAGUGGAUGUCUUCUGGGACUGCAACAAGGCACACCUCAAUGUGCCUCGCAGCCUGCCUAAUGGUGAUAUUCUGAUUGCCAACAUGGGAGAUCCAUCUGGGAAUGCGAAAGGUGGAUUUAUUGUGCUGGAUGGAGAGACCUUUGAGCUGAAGGGGAACUGGGAAAACCGGUGUGAGGUCCCCCCGACUGGAUACGACUUCUGCCUCCAGCCCUGCCACAAUGUUCUGGUCAGCGCUGCGGGAGCAGUCCCAAAACGUAUAGGACGUGGAUUUAACCCCGACGACUUGAAGAAAGGGGUCUUUGGGCGCCGCCUGAACAUCUGGAACUUGUCCUGCCGCAGCCUCAUCCAGUGUUUUGACCUGGGGGAGGAUUCUCUGCCCCUGAGUGUUAAAUUCCUCCACAACCCCAAUGCUGCCGAGGGAUACGUCAGCUGUGCCCUGAGCGGCAUCGUCUACCGCUUCUACAAGUGCGAGAGAGACAACUGGGCAGUAGAGGAGGUGAUUCGGAUACCGGCCAAGGACGUGGCGGGAUGGAUUAUGCCCAAGAUGCCAGCCUUCACAUUCGACCUGGUCAUCUCAAAGGACGACAAGUACCUGUAUCUCAGCAACUGGCUGCACGGAGACAUCCGCCAGUAUGAGCUCUCCAAAACCUGCAAGCCCAGGCUGGUGGGACAGGUGUUUGUGGGAGGCAGCAUCCUCAGAGGUGGCCCCGUGGCGGUGUGUAGAGAUGAAGAGCUGCAGUGCCAGCCGGAGCCCUUGGUGAUCAAGUGCAAGAGAGUGUACGGCGGCCCUGGUAAACUGCAGCUCAGCGCGGAUGGCAAGAGGCUGUACGUCACCAACUGCUUCUACAGCACAUGGGAGAAGCAGCUCUACCCGAACGUGGUCAAGUAA
Molecule: messenger RNA, 1203 nt
Organism: Cariama cristata (Red-legged seriema)
Lineage: Eukaryota; Metazoa; Chordata; Aves; Cariamiformes; Cariamidae
Product: selenium-binding protein 1-like
Exons: 9
Coding region: 136-1203 (355 amino acids)
Molecular function (GO): selenium binding
Source: RefSeq, a predicted model, not a curated record